Messenger RNA from Lithohypha guttulata, 1692 nucleotides. RefSeq lists its product as uncharacterized. The record is from RefSeq and is a predicted model, not a curated record. The transcript is spliced from 4 exons. Bases 1 to 1692 code for a protein of 563 amino acids. Gene Ontology annotation, biological process: phenol-containing compound metabolic process. Gene Ontology annotation, molecular function: glycosaminoglycan binding; N-acetylglucosamine-6-sulfatase activity; arylsulfatase activity. Lineage: Eukaryota; Fungi; Ascomycota; Eurotiomycetes; Chaetothyriales; Trichomeriaceae.
AUGAUCAUGACCGACGAUCAGGAUCUCAAGAUGAACUCUAUCGACUACCAGCCAUUAGUGCAGAAGUACUUCAAGGAACAGGGAACUACUUUCACGAGCCACUACUGCACCAUUGCACAAUGUUGUCCAUCCCGAGUGUCCUUACUAACUGGCAAGGCUGCUCACAAUACGAACGUAACUGACGUUCGAGCACCUUUCGGUGGCUACUCGAAGUUCGUUGAACAAGGCUUGAAUGGUCAAUGGCUCCCGUCCUGGUUUCAGCAGGGUGGCUAUAAUACCUACUAUGUAGGAAAGCUGAUGAACAACCAUUCCGUGCAGAACUACAACAAACCCUUCCCACAGGGUUUCAACGCGACUGACUUCCUCAUUGAUCCUGGCACCUAUAUCUACUACAACUCUACCAUGCAGAGCAACACAGAUCCUCCCAGAAAUUUACCCAACCAAUAUUCGACUGAUGUCGUUGCAUCGCGAGCUAUGGAUUUUAUGCAGGCUGGCAUAGGCGCGGAUGCCCCAUUCUUCCUCACCGUGGCGCCUAUAGGCCCUCAUGGUCAGACGAUCUUCCCUCGCUCACCAGGGAACCCUUCGAACUUCCCCAUUUUCGACCCACCCGUGGCUGCACAACGGCACCAGGACCUCUACCAAGGAGUCAAAGUGCCAAGAACUAGCAGUUACAACCCUGAAAUCCCGAACAGUCCAUCCUACCUCAAAAACCUGCCGCGAUGGAACCAGACUGUCAUCGAUUACUACGAUGAGUUUUACCGUAUUCGACUUGCGUCGUUAGCUGCAGUAGAUGAACUUGUUGAAUCGAUCAUGACGAAAGCUGAGCAGUUGGGCAUACUCGAUAAUACGAUCUUUAUUUACACCAGCGACAAUGGAUUCCAUAUCGGACAACACCGUCUACCGGCAGGUAAAUCUUGCGCCUACGAGGAAGACAUAAAUAUUCCCUUCUUUAUCAGAGGUCCUGGUAUCGCCAAGAAUGCAACGAUCAAUAGCCCAACUAGCCAUACCGACAUUGCACCAACACUAUUUGAGUUGGCAGGUUUAUCGCUGAGGGAGGACUUUGACGGCAUCCCAAUGCCUGUGACAAAAAACCGCCGGAACUCGAAGCCGGAUGGAGGACCUUCCUAUGGACCUGGUAGGGAAAAGCAAGUCAUCAAGCAAGAGCACGUGAACGUUGAGUUCUGGGGCAGUCAGUCACCAGAGGGGAAAUAUGGUGCCAGCCUGAUGCCGCUCUCCAACAACAACACAUACAAAUCUGUCAGGUUGAUCAGCUUAGACUUCAACCUCGUGUACGUGGUCUGGUGUACGAACGAGCGGGAGCUAUAUGAGAUGCAGAACGACCCUGAGCAGAUGCAAAAUCUUGCCAUCACAUUCGGAUCACCUUUGCCAGCGUCGACGCCUAGUACGAAAGCUCCCUACAACGACCCUACCUAUGUCGCAAAACUCCAGAACCGCUUGGAUACGCUUCUUAUGGUAUUGAAGACUUGCAAGGGAAACACUUGCGUUCAGCCGUGGAAAGUCAUGCAUCCUGAUGGGUCGGUCAAUAGUUUAUCGGAUGCCAUGAACAGUCAGUACGAUGAUUUCUAUGCUGGGCAGCCGAAGAUUGCUUACGUUGCUUGUGCGCAAGGAUAUCUUCGUGGUUUAGAGGGUCCCGGAGCUGAUACUGGAGAUGUUCAUGUUUGGUCAAAUUGA